This is a messenger RNA of Paramormyrops kingsleyae, 1719 nucleotides long. Its product is annotated as pancreatic secretory granule membrane major glycoprotein GP2. Lineage: Eukaryota; Metazoa; Chordata; Actinopteri; Osteoglossiformes; Mormyridae. The record is from RefSeq and is a predicted model, not a curated record.
GGUAGCGUUGACGGCUUCUUCGGCGCGAAGAUUCGUCAAGUCGGGAAGGAACAGGGUGACGGAGAUCUGUCUCCCGAAACCACCAAAGGGAUGUCUUCGAAGGGAGUAACUGCCAUCUCGCUCACCGUGUGGUGUCUGCUCACCAUGACGGCCGCGGAAUCCUCGGUGUACCAAGAGCCCGAAGAUGGGCUUAAUGAGACGGUAAAUUGUGCGAAUGACCAGAUGGAGCUGAUCAUACCCAGCGUCUUCUUCCUCAGCAAAGUGCCCCCAGUUUCUGUCUGGGAUCUGCACCUGAAUGACCCAGAAUGCCGCGGUGUCGAGAUCAACGACAAUUACGUGUUCAGAGUCAAGACGAACCUGUCGGACUGUGGCACCGUCACGGUUUCGGACAACAUGCACAUCAUGUUCAUUAACACCAUCCGCAAUAACGACUCAGAUAUCAUCACGAGAAGCUACGUCAACAUCACCUUUGGCUGCCGCUAUCCCAUAAAUUACGUGGUCCAGCAGCCCAAUGGGGAAAACAUGGUCAAAGUGGACAUCAGGACAAUCACUCUGAGCACAGAAGAUGGGAACUUUUCUGUGGCCCUGAUGCUGUACAAAGAUGAGAACUUCGAGGACAAGUGGACCACCGUUCCUUUCCUGACACUGGAGGACAUCAUAUACGUGAAGGUCUUCAUGAUACCUGCUCAUCUCACGCUGCGGUUAGAGAGAUGCUGGGCUACUCCGACCAAUGAUCCGUCCAGCGACGUCGAGUACAUCUUCAUCAAGGACAGCUGCCCCGUGGUUGCAAACGAGCAGACUCUGACAGUCCUGAGGAACGGUCGAGGAUCAGAGGCCCUCUUCCACAUCCAGAUGUUCAAGUUUGUGGGCAACGCGUACAAGGACGUCUUCCUGCACUGUAACGUGCAGAUCUGCCACAACACAGCCGGAUCCUGCCAGCCUAACUGUUCUGGGGAAGGUGCGAUGGCCCGGACAAGGAGGGAUCUCACAAUGUCCCAUACGGUGUCUUACGGACCAAUCAGAAGGCUGAUGGACAACAGGGGCAAGGCAAGCUUCAAUGCUGGUGGCCUACCGCCUGUGGAGACCUUUGUCCUGGGGGGUCUGCUGUUUAUCCUGCUCCUCGUCACGGCGGUCUUCGGGAAGCUUUGGCUCCGGACCAGGUGGUCCUAUCCCACACAGGAAGCACAGCUUACCUUGUCUAACGUCCAUCACCUCUCUGAGGUGGCUUCCUGACGUUUAACCGGCCCACACAAGCUCCUAUAGAGUCAUACAUAUUCUCUGCGCCAGACAAAAUUUCCAGAUUAUGAACCUUGUUGCCCUUUGCGCAUUUCUGUACAGUGGAUUAUAUUAAUCAGACUAAUUAACAAGGCUGGGAUGAUGUUUAGGAUUAAAACUGGAGUAGUAUGUAAAGGUUUGUUACCUAGUUUUCUUUCGCUUUUCAAGUUAUUUUUCUUUUUUCAAAUAUUUUUAUGAAAUCAAUAUAUAUUUUAUAGAUCAGAUUUUACCGGACAGAGUGUGUUUUAUUUUAUUUUAGAUCUCAAAAAAAAAAAAAAAAACAUGGAAUGGAAAAUUAAAAUAAAGGUGUAAGGGACUAGCGAUAAGUGGUGGAACCUUUUUCUUGAAAAAAUAAAGCAAUAAAAAUUCACGGAUAUUUAAUCAGGUUUAAAUUUGGUGUUUCAAAAAUGUCAUUAUGUAAUAAAAAAUAUUUCUGUCACCAGA